UCUUAGAAACUCCGUCUCUUGAAUGACUUCUUCCUCUUCUUCUUCUUCUUCUUCUUCACAGCUCUGCAUACGCGUUGCUCAAGCAUUGUAAGGCGUGUAAGAAUAACUCCCCACCCACCCCACACACACACACACACACACACCAAAAUGAGCCCCAGUGCCAUAAUCACGCGAUAAAAAAACAAGGGCGUCAGAUUUGCUGCUUAAUUUAUGAAUCGAACAAGUCAUGCAGGUAAAAAAAAUAAAUAAAUCAAAUCAAACAUGGAGGUAUUUUGUGUUUCUUCUUCUGCAAAUUGCUCCUCCGGUAACUCCAUCCAGCUGUUCCCCGGUUCAGUCAGGCGUUGUGGUCUUCUGUCACGUCUGUCCCUCAUCCAUCAAGCCCCCGCCGAGGAACGCGGUGUGUAAAUCCUUUUCUCUGCCACAUCAGCUGCGCACCGCCGCCACCGAAGUGAGCUUAAAAAUAUGUCUCUCUGCUCCAUCCCUCACACACACACACACACACACACACACACACACACACCAUCCCUGGAAAAAACAAAAAAACGCCAACUUCUCCUAAAAAGUAAACUGUCCACUUUUUCCAUCUCUCUCCUAUGUUUGCUUUUGCGUGUGAGCUUUUUUGUCUUUUUUUUUCCAGGGUGUCACACAGGCUGGUAGAGUUUUGUUGUUGUUGUUGUUGUUCUAACCUCCGAUCAUGUGUCUAGAUAUCGGCUCUCCAAGCGUCUUUCUCCGGCUAGUCCAAAUCAUUUCUACCCGGCUUGUCGGGACAGCAGCCGAGUCGUGAAGUCUCUGCAAUCACGUGAUCGAGACAAGACUGAAGAGUGUGUGUGUGUGUGUGUGUGUUUUCAGAGUGUGUAUCUGAGUGUCUCUCCGUGUGUAGUUAGAGGGGUGUCCCUCCUCCGCAUUUUUUUUUUUUUUUUUUUUUUUUUUUUGCUGCUUGCCAUGCUUUAGACGCCGGAGCGCAGGGAGAGAGGCGAGAGUGAGAGAGGUAACACCGGUCUCUCUCACCGGGCUACCCGUCUUUAUCAGUCUUACCUCUGGUCCUCGUCGGUUCUUCCUCACCUUUUUUUUUUGGAGCUCACCUUCCUGCGCUCGGUUUGUUUUUGUUGGUUUUUGCUUUUUUUUAAAAAGAGAAAAAGCUGAUCAUUUCUGCGGGGUUUCAUGCGGAUCUGAUCUGCCAGGAGGAGGAGGACAGCGGUUCUUGUCCUACACUGGGUUUUGAUCAUCUCUUCUUCUUCUUUUUUUUUUUCCUUUUUCUUUUUUGCUUUGGGUGCUCCAUUUGGACAGUAUAGGACAGCCGAGCAGAGCUUGGAUGAGCCACCUUGCUGAAAUCCCGAGAUGGAGUUGCUGCUGAUCUGCCUUUCCCUGUGGAUAUUGCAAUGCAAUUCGGCCAAAGCGGACUCCAUCAUACAUAUCGGUGCCAUAUUCGAGGAAAACGCUGUGAGAGAUGACGAGAUUUUCCAACUUGCCAUCUCAGACCUGAGUCUGAACGACGACAUUCUGCAGAGCGAGAAAAUCACCCACUCUGUGAAACUUAUCGAGCCUAACAACCCCUUCCAGGCUGUGCAGGAAGCAUGUGAGUUGAUGAACCAGGGGAUCCUCGCUUUGGUCACAUCCACGGGCUGCGCUGCCGCAAGUGCCCUGCAGUCCCUGACGGAUGCAAUGCACAUUCCCCACCUCUUCAUCCAGAGAAACGGGGAUGGUGCACCUCGCGCUGCCUGUCAGUUCAACCCCAGCCCAGACGGAGAGAGCUACACCUUGGCUGCCCGUCCACCUGUUCGAAUCAACGAUGUCCUCCUCACCCUUGUCUCAGAACUGCACUGGCAGAAGUUCAUCAUCUUUUACGAGAGCGACUAUGAUAUCCGGGGUUUGCAAACCUUUAUGGACCAGGCAUCUCGUCUGGGUCUGGAUGUUUCCCUGCAAAGGGUGGACCGCAACGUCAGCCGAGUUUUCAAUGACCUCUUUAACACGAUGCGCACCGAGGAGCUCAACCGGUACAGGGACACUCUGCGGAGAGCCGUGUUGCUCAUGAGCCCUCGAGGUGCACAGGUGUUCAUCCACCAGGCUGUGGAAACCAACUUGGCAUCCAAGGACAGUCACUGGGUCUAUGCCAAUGAGGAGGUGAGUGAUGCAGACAUCAUGGAGUUGGUUCACAGCUCUUUGGGGCGGAUGACCAUAAUUCGUCAGAUCUUCCCAUUGUGGAGAGACACCAACGUCCGUUGUAUGAGGAACAAUCAUCGAAUCUCGUCCCUGCUCUGUGAUCCGCAGGAAGGCUAUCUGCAGUCCCUGGAGGUGUCCAACCUCUACCUGUAUGACAGUGUUUUGAUGCUGGCCAACGCCUUCUAUCGGAAACUGGAGGACAGGAAGUGGCACAGUAUGGCCAGUCUUAACUGCAUGAGGAAGUCCACCAAACCAUGGAAUGGAGGAUGGUCUAUGCUGGAUACCAUCCAAAAGGGACGGAUCAGUGGCCUGACAGGACUGAUGGACUUUCGCGCUGAAGGCUCUAAUUCCCAUGUGCAAUUUGAGAUUCUUGGAACCAGCUACAGUGAGACAUUUGGAAAAGAUGUGAAACGGCUGGCAUCUUGGGACUCCACUCGAGGUUUGAAUGGUAGCCUAAAGGAGAACCGGAUAGAGAGUGGUAUGCAAGGAGUUACGCUCAAGAUUGUAACAUUGCUGGAAGAGCCGUUUGUGAUGGUGGCAGAGAAUAUUCUGGGCCAACCUAAGAGAUACAAAGGUUUCUCAAUUGAUGUCUUGGAUGCCCUGGCCAAGAUUCUGGGCUUCAAAUAUGACAUAUACCAAGUUGGAGAUGGGAAGUAUGGCUCAGCACUCCCUAAUGGAUCCUGGAAUGGCAUGAUUGGAGAGCUUAUUGGCAAGAAAGCUGACUUGGCCUUAUCAGCCAUCACCAUCACCCCGGAGCGUGAGAGUGUGGUGGAUUUCAGCAAGCGCUACCUUGACUAUUCAGUGGGAAUCCUGAUGCGCAAAUCAGAAGAAAAGAUCAACAUUUUCUCUUUGCUGGCACCAUUUGACCUGGCAGUGUGGGCGUGCAUUGCGGCAGCCAUCCCCGUAGUGGGUAUCAUGAUCUUCCUGCUUAGGCGCAUCCAGGCAGUGCGCUGCCAGAACAAUGCAGGAGGUCAUCCACCGCCUUCUGUCUCCACCUCACUUCAGAGUGCCAUUUGGAUUGUCUAUGGUGCUUUUGUACAACAAGGCAGUGACUCCAUCCUGGGAUCAGUGGCUCUGCGUAUCGUCAUGGGCAGCUGGUGGCUCUUCACCCUCAUAGUGUGUUCAUCCUACACGGCAAACCUCGCUGCCUACCUCACCGUGUCACGCAUGGACAAUGCUGUCCGGUCAUUCCAGGACCUGUCCAGGCAGGUUGACCUGGUUUAUGGGACCGUGAGGGAGUCGGCGGUGUACGAGUAUUUCCAGGCCAAAGGCACCAACCCUCUGGAGCAGGACAACACAUUCGCUGAGCUGUGGAAGACCAUCAACAAGAACAACGGCUUCGAGAACUCUGUCUCCAGCCCAUCAGAGGGAAUCAAGAAGACAAAGCGAGAGUCAUAUGCUUUUCUGUGGGACAUGGCGGUGGUAGAGUAUGCCGCUCUCACAGACGAUGACUGCACACUGACUGUAGCAGGAAACAGCCUGAGCACCAGAGGCUACGGCAUCGCACUGCAGCACGGCAGUCCUUACCGAGACCUCUUUUCUCAGAAGAUAUUGGAGCUUCAGGAAAAAGGUGACCUGGACAUCCUGAAGCAGAAAUGGUGGCCGAAGAAAGGCCGCUGUGAUCUGCAGAGCCACGCAGACGCCCAGCCGGAGGGACGGGCGCUGCGUCUCCACAGCUUCGCUGGCGUCUUCUGCAUCCUGGCCGCUGGGCUGCUGCUGGCCCUCCUGGUGGCUGCACUGGAGACCUGGUGGAACAGCAACCACUGCCGGAGAGAGCAGCCCAAAGAGCAGGUGACUAAGGAUUACGGUCUGGAAAGGGUUUCUGGUCCAUUGACAUAUAAUGACAUAACAAGCGCUUCACCAGAAGGGAGGCGGGAGAUAUGGACAGACAGAGAGAGAGACUGGGAGGAGGCCGAGGCUCUUGACACAGGACAAAGAGGUGAACCUGGAACAGGUCCACCAGCGUUUGAACAGCCUCCUGGACGAGGACUUGGCCCACAAGCAACUGCCAGGCCAAUCUAUCGAGAUCUCUGCCCUGGACAUUGGCAGCAUGCAGCCCAGCCAGUCCCUGGAGGCCUUGUCUGUUCGGGACUACCCAGCCCACCGGGGGCCGCCGCGGCUCUCCGUGACCACCUUCCUCCAGGAGGGUCAUGGGGCAGGAAGGACACUGGGCGCGGCCGCUGGCAGGACCUUGCCCCUGCCCCUCAGCAGUGCCACCAUGCCCUCUAUCCGCUGCAAACACAGGGCACCCAAUGGGGGUCUCUUCCGACAGAGCCCAGUCAAGACACCAAUGCCAAUGUCCUACCAACCAGUGCCAGGAGGACCCAUCCCAGAAGCCAGUAAGCCCAGCCACGGGACAUCCAUCUGAGCACGCAGAACAUUCACAGACACUCAAGCUCAAACAGAAUAGUGGAGAGCUAACCAGAGUGCUAACAGUGUGAAGAGUUAUAAAUAAAACACUAAAAAAGGAUUUUUAUUACAAGUGGGAAGAGUCAGUGGGACUACACAUGACAAGACACUGAGACUUUAAUGUACAUAUUUGUAAGUACAAAGAGAGAGAGAGAGAAGCAACAUUAAAAAGUGUAUUUUGAAUAUUCAACAGUUGAGUUUAAAAAACAUAAAAGUAUUAAAAAAAAGACUGUUUGAAUGGCUUUGUAAAUUUUGUUCUAAAUGAAUAAAGGUGACAAUUCUUUGUGGUUGUUUUCUAAGUGCCAA
Larimichthys crocea (large yellow croaker) is the source of this 4875-nucleotide messenger RNA. It is a transcript of the gene grid1a, whose product is annotated as glutamate receptor, ionotropic, delta 1a. Gene Ontology annotation, cellular component: membrane. The coding region runs from base 1339 to 4503 and encodes 1054 amino acids. Gene Ontology annotation, molecular function: signaling receptor activity; ligand-gated monoatomic ion channel activity. The transcript is spliced from 17 exons. Gene Ontology annotation, biological process: monoatomic ion transport. Lineage: Eukaryota; Metazoa; Chordata; Actinopteri; Sciaenidae. The record is from RefSeq and is a predicted model, not a curated record.